Molecule: messenger RNA, 4861 nt
Organism: Juglans regia (Persian walnut)
Lineage: Eukaryota; Viridiplantae; Streptophyta; Magnoliopsida; Fagales; Juglandaceae
Product: putative disease resistance protein At3g14460
Exons: 6
Coding region: 190-3954 (1254 amino acids)
Biological process (GO): defense response to other organism
Molecular function (GO): ADP binding
Source: RefSeq, a predicted model, not a curated record
UCAUAUUGGAUCCCCCGGCAGGCCAAUUCCUCUUUCCCACUUCCCUUUAUCUCGAGUCUUGACUCAGUAAUACAAGCUACCAUGUUAUAAGGAAAAAAAAAAAGUAUCUGUCAUGGAGGGUCCACCCAUAGGAAUAGCUUUUCCUGCCCCAAACGUUCCAAGGAGUACUAAUCGUCUUGCAAGUCAUGCAUGAGAUCAGAAGAGAAGAUAAUGGCAGCAGAGUUGGUGGGAGGAGCAUUUCUGUCAGCAUUCCUGCAGGUGUUGUUCGACAGGGUGGCUUCACGUGAGGUUGUGGACUACAUACGAGGAAAGAAACUCAACGAGAGGCUGCUGAAGAAGCUGAAGAUCACCUUGUUGUCGGUGAAUGCUGUGAUCAAUGAUGCGGAGGAGAAACAGUUCAGGUGCCCUCUUGUGAAAGAGUGGCUCCAUGAACUUAAGGAUGCUGUCUACGAUGCUGAGGACAUCUGGGAUGAGAUCGCCACGGAUGCUUUGCAAUAUAAUCUCCAAGCUAAAUCCAGCACCACCGUCAAUCAGAUGAAGCUCAAAAUUGAAGAGAUCCUUGACAGACUUGAAUUCAUUGCAAAACAAAAAGAUGUCCUUGGCCUGAAACAUGGUGUUGCAGAAAAACAGUCAUGGAAAAUACCAACAUCAUCUUUGGUAGAAGAAUCUCAUGUGUAUGGCAGGGAUGAUGACAGGGAGGCCAUAAUCAAGUUGUUGCUAUCGGAUGGUGAUAAUGACAAUAAUAUUUGUGUGAUUCCAAUCGUGGGCAUGGCUGGGAUUGGCAAGACCACUCUUGCUCAAGUUGUGUACAAUGACAACAGAGUGAAAGAGAACUUUGAGUUUGCAGCAUGGAUAUGCGUUUCUGAAGACUUUGACGUUUGCAGGAUAACAAAAACAGUCCUUGAGGCAGUCACUUCAGUUUGUUGCGAUUUCAAGGAUCUAAAUUUGCUUCAGCUUAAACUAAAAGAGGAGUUGUCUGGGAAGAAAUUUUUGCUUGUCCUAGAUGAUGUUUGGAAUGAGAAUUGUGACAAUUGGGAGGCCUUGAGGAGACCUUUUAACUCAGGGACAGGGACACAAGGAAGCAAGAUCAUUGUGACAACACGCAAUGAAAGUGUGGCCUCCAUCAUGCGUACUGUUCCAGUUCAUUAUCUAAACCAGUUAACGGAUGAAGAUUGUUGGCUACUAUUUGCAAAAUGUGCAUUUGGGAACUAUGGAAGCUCUGAUGCACAUCCAAUCCUAGAAGGAAUUGGUAGAGAAAUCGUGAAGAAAUGUAAAGGCUUACCAUUAGCUGUAAAGACCCUUGGGUGCCUUUCGCGCCUUAAACUGGAUGCAGAGGAAUGGGACAAGAUACUCAAAAGUGACAUAUGGGAAUUCUCUAACGACCAGAGUAACAUUCUUCCAGCCUUGAGAUUAAGUUAUGACUACCUUCCCUCACAUUUGAAGCGAUGCUUUGCCUAUUGUUCCAUAUUUCCAAAAGAUUAUGAGUUCAAAAAGGAACAGUUAAUUCAGCUAUGGAUGGCGGAAGAUCUUUUGCAACUGCCGAAAAGAAACAAGAGAAUUGAAGAAGUGGGAGAUGAGUAUUUCCAUGAAUUAGUAUCGAGGUCAUUUUUUCAACGAUCAGCAAGUGAGAACUCGUGCUUUGUUAUGCAUGAUCUUAUAAAUGAUUUGGCUAGAUUUGUAUCUGGAGAACUUUGUUUCAGGUUAGGGGAUGACAACCCAAAAGAAAUUUCAGAAAAGACUCGACAUUUGUCAUAUGUUAUGGCAUUAGAAGACCUGUUUAAGAGAUUUGAGAUUUUCUAUAAAGCAAAAUGUCUACGCACCUUCCUACCACUAUAUUUGCCAGAUGAAUUUUAUUGCUUGUCAAACAAGGUACAACACAACCUAUUGAUUAAGCUAAGGUGCUUGAGGGUUCUAUCUUUGUCCAACUAUCAUAGCAUUAGCGAGCUACCUGAUUCAAUUGGCGAGCUAAUUCAUCUAAGAUAUUUGGACCUCUCUCGCACUUUGAUCAAAAGGUUGCCUGAAACUGUUUGCAUCAUCUACAAUUUGCAAACACUGAAGUUGGCAUAUUGUUAUCGUCUCAGGCAGUUGCCUACAGGUAUUCAUAAUCUGGUUAAUUUACGUAAUCUAGAUAUGAAUGGAACAUGUGUAGAGGAGAUGCCAACACAAAUGAGUAAAUUGGAAAGUCUACAAAUGUUGAGUACUUUUAUUGUAGGAAAAGAGAAUGGGACCAAGAUUGGAGAAUUGGGAAAACUCUCAAAUCUUCGAGGAACAUUGUCCAUAAAGAAGUUGAAGAAUGUUGCGAAUGCUAAGGAUGCCUUUGAGGCCAAGUUGAAGGAUAAGAAACACCUUGAGGAGUUAGUCUUGGAUUGGGGUUAUGGAAACACAGAUGAUACAAAUCAAGUAAGAUACGUAUUGGAGAAGCUUGUGCCUCAUACAACCUUGAAAAAGCUCCAGGUCCAUAAUUAUGGGGGCACAAGAUUUCCCCAUUGGUUAGGAGAUCGUGUAUUUUGCAAUAUCAUAUCAGUAAGCCUUCAUGAUUGUGAACAUUGUUGUAUAUUGCCACCCCUUGGUCAACUACAUUCCCUCAAACACCUUUCUAUUGAAGGAUUUGAUGGAGUAGUGACUGUGGGUCCUGAGUUUUAUGGCAACAGCUCUCAGCCCUUUCCGUCUCUGGAAAUAUUGAAGUUUAGUGGGAUGUCUGCAUUGGAAGAAUGGUAUUCAUUUGGAGUUGAAGAUGAAUGUAUAAGAGCUUUCCCUCACCUCAAGGAGCUUCGGAUAGAGUCUUGCCCAAGCCUAAUCGGGAGUUUGCCCAUCAACCUUCCCUCUUUGAGAAAACUUGUGAUUGAGUACUGCGAGCAGAUUGUUUCUCCUCUCCCAAGAGCUCCAGCAAUCCGGGAAUUAGAGCUAAUCAAGUGUGAUAAAGUGGUGUUGAGGGAACUGCCACACACACUACACUCGCUGAAAAUGAAAGGAUGCCAGUUUGUUGUAGAGACAUUGUUGGGGGAAAUAUCGACACAAAUCCAAGCUUGUCCUCGACGUUUGGAUAUUUCUGAUUGUUCCACUUUGAUGUCAUUUCCUGGGAGUUGUCUACCAACUGCUUUGAGCUUCCUGAGUAUAAAAAAUUGUGAAAAGUUAAAGUUUCCACUGCACCAAUACCACACAUCCCUCGAACACUUGUUGAUAGUAGAUAGCUGUGGUUCACUCGGAUAUUUUCCAAUAGAUUUGUUCCCCAAUCUAAACAGUCUCACAAUUGGGAGGUGUAAGAGCCUCAAGCACCUUUCAGUGAUAGCGGGACCACGUCAAGUUCUUGCAUCUGUCACUUGUUUGAAAAUCCAAGGGUGCCGAAAUCUUGUCUCUUUCCCCGAAGGAGGACUAUCUGCACCAAACUUGAAUGAUCUUUGGGUUGACGAAUGUGAAAACUUAAAAUCACUGCCUGAACGAAUGCAUGUCCUUCUCCCAUCCUUACGUGAACUAAGAGUUUCUGGUUGUCCAAAACUGGUAUCUUUUCCUGAAGGGGGUUUGCCCUCCAGCUUGUCUUCACUUUAUAUCGGAGGUUGCAACGAACUCAUUGCAUGUCGGAUGGACUGGCAUUUGCAAGAUCUUCCUUUGCUUGCAAGCUUUGGAAUCUUUGGUGAAUGCGAAAAAGUGGAGUCCUUUCCAGAAGAGGAGUUGCUGCCCUAUACUCUUACUUACUUGUCCAUUGUUGGACUUUCACGUCUCAAAACCUUGGAUGGCAGAGGUCUUCAACACCUUAUAUCUCUCAGAACAUUGGUCAUUAGUGGGUGUUCUGAGCUCCAGUCAAUGCCAGAAGAAGGGCUGCCAAUGUCUCUUGUUGAGCUCAUCAUCCGGAGAUGUCCUCUGCUGAGAGAAGCAUGCAAGAGGGAGAAAGGGGAAGACUGGCCCAAGAUCGCCCAUAUUUCUUGCAUAGAGAUUGAAGACGACUCUAACUCAUGAGCUAUCUUUAUUAGAGUCUUUGGUCUUACACAAGACCCAACUUUCACUCGGGUGUUCAAAGAAGAACCAACAACGAUUCACAAGUAUUUUGCUGUAUUGGAGAGUACAUGAAGUUUAACAGGAGUUUGAGGAAGCUCAGGUUGCCAUUUUCAUGUCAAAGUGCUUCUCUUACCAAACCUAUUGAUUAACUGGAGUGUAAUGUUGCUAUAUUGGAAGACUGAAGUCUUACAGUUACAAAAGGAUUUUGUAAAAGUAAAUUCAGAAACUGAUGUGACUUCAUGUAAUACGUUAGAUUAAUUUUAUAAUCUAACAUACCAUAUUAAAAAAUAUAAAUUUACGACUAAAGCAUUUAAGAGAUGUUUAGUGCUUCCAAAGAUGCUAGAGUUUCCCGUGGAAUUUAAUGCAAAACUCUAGUGGGAAAUGGAACAUAUUCAUGGACCUUGUAAGACUAGUCUCCUUCAUGGGCUUGGUUUAGUUUGUUGAACUGUUUGUAAGUUAAGUAUCUUGAAAUUUUGGUAAAAAAAUAGGGUUUUUAAUAUUUAUAUUUGUAAUAUACAGUCAAUGAAAGUAUUUUUUAAUUUUCUGAUUUGGACAAAAAUAAUUUCUUAAACUAGUGGCUCAAUGUAAUCUGUGGGCCAAAGACAGAAAUGAACGGUUUGUCAGACGGCAUGUACACGUGUCUCGUGCACCCACUAGAGUCUAGAACAGACGAAAACAUGUCUGAAAACUUGAAGUCUUUCAUAAAUAUUGCUUCUCCAGUGGUUUGGCGGUAGAUAAACUGAAGAUAACGUGGUCAGAGAAUCCAACCGACAAUCAGAUAUGGAAUUGUUUGGCUGCAGAUAUGGAAUUGUUUGACUGCAGAUAGUAAUCAUUUAAAGCAAUGACAGAAACAAUGGAUGACGAGGAG